Amphiprion ocellaris (clown anemonefish) is the source of this 1999-nucleotide messenger RNA. RefSeq names its product olfactomedin-like. Gene Ontology annotation, biological process: signal transduction. The transcript has 6 exons. The record is from RefSeq and is a predicted model, not a curated record. The coding region runs from base 257 to 1636 and encodes 459 amino acids. Lineage: Eukaryota; Metazoa; Chordata; Actinopteri; Pomacentridae.
UUCUUACCUGCAGACUGAAGGUGGUCAGAGUCCAAAGAAAAACCAGCAACAAAGGCAGCUUCAUGGUGGAUCAGAGAAUGAAGAUCAACGUCCAGCUUCAGCAGCUUCUUCAUCUGGACCCUCCUCCCACCAGCUGCAUGAGUCAAGAGUUUCACAUCCACGAGACGCUUCCAGAGGUUUGUUGAGUUGCAGUCGGAGGUGUUUGUUGGAGAAAGAGGUCCAGGUUUCAGUGCAGACCUGGUUCUGCUGCAGGAAGAUGCUGUUUCUGUUUCUGCUGCUGAGCUUAACGGACGGUGCUGAGGCUCAGCGGGUGUUUGGGCUGAAGAAAGAUGACUCGUGUAUCUGUGAAGUGAACUCCACUGUCUGGAUGUUUCCUGCUCUGAAGUAUGAAUCCGUCCUGCAGCAGAUUCACACCUGUGAAGCUUCUCUGAGCAACCUGCAGCAACAGGUGGCGCUGUCCCGGCAGCGGCUCCCUCAGAUGGAGGCUCAGGUUGUGGAGGUGUGGAAGCGGCUGCAGCCCCACCAGUACCUGCAGCACCAGGGCCUGUACACAGAGCUGACCCUCAGACAGCUGGACCACGAGCUGCAGCAGCUGGAGACACACAUCAGGGAGCUACACAAGCAGCUGAACAACACAGACACACACACGCUGUACACACAGGUGGAUAAACUGCGUUCUGAUGUCAUCAGGAUGCAAACAUCAGACUCAGUGAACAUGAAGACUGUCAGAGAGAAACUCCGUCUCCUGAAGAACAAUGUGGAGUCCUGCAAGUCCAUCCCUGCAGACUACAGAGGUGUGGACAGGUACUGCCUCAAAGGGCUGAUCCGGAGCAUCAGUGAUCCGGUCACCACUAAAGUGGUUCCCCAGGGUAAGAGCUACAUCUCUGGUUCUUGGGGCAAACAGGCCCAGAUGAGCAGCGAGGUCCAGAAGAACCUCUACUGGGUUCAGCCUCUGCUCAGCAGCCACAUCUGGACCAACAUGCUGCGGGUUUACCAGACCUACCAGGACUUCAUGUCCUCUUCUAACCACCGGGACUUCACCGUGGCCUCCUCCUACAGCGACCCCAGCGCCGUGGAGGGUCCGGGCGGCGUCCUGUACGGCGAGGCGCUGUACUACCACUGCUACCGCUCUGCCGAAGUCUGCCGCUACGACCUGAACACCCGGCGGGUCCAUCGGGUGGCGCUGCCGGGCGCCGGCUUCAACAACAAGUUCCCCUACUGCUAUUACGACUGCCGGUCCAACAGCGACGUGGACGUGGAGGCGGACGAGACGGGCCUGUGGGCGCUGUACGCCACCGUGGGUAACCACGGCAACCUGGCAGCCAGCCGGCUGGUCUGGGACGCCGAGGCUGAGAGUCUGAACGUGACGCAGACGUGGAGGACGAGGCUGUUCAAGAAGGCGGCCAGCAACGCCUUCAUGGCGUGCGGCGUGCUGUACGCCACCCGCUACGUGGACGAGCACCGCGAGGAGGUGUUCUACGCCUUCGACACGGCCACGGGCAGAGAGGACAACUCGCUGGCGCUGCCGCUGGAGAAGAUCGCCAAAGGAGUGUCCAGUGUGAGCUACAACCCCACCAACAGGCAGAUCUACAUGUACAACGAUGGAUACCUGCUAGCCUACCAGGCCCACUACUGAUGAUGUCACAGCUCCGCUCUGAUGUCACAGCACUGCUCUGAUGUCACAGCACCAUUCUGAUGUCACAGCUCCGUGAUGUCAGAGCGCUGCCAGCAGGAAGCAGAUUAAACAUAAGUAGAUAAUGAAUGUUGGCUGUAAUCAGAUAUAAUUUUAUAUUUCAGGUUCUAAAGGUUUUUAACUGUGAACCAGCUGCUGAUCUGUCAAAACCACAGUCGUUUUUAAAUGAAUAAAUGAAUCAUUUAGUUUUUGUAGAUUAAACUUCCCUCUGAUGAUAACAAAAAUAUUAAAACUAUGAAUGUUUGAACGCAGCAAAGAUGAAAAAUGAUCCAGAACCUGAAUAAAACUCAACCAGGAACAGCUUCA